Molecule: messenger RNA, 501 nt
Organism: Fusarium tjaetaba
Lineage: Eukaryota; Fungi; Ascomycota; Sordariomycetes; Hypocreales; Nectriaceae
Exons: 1
Coding region: 1-501 (166 amino acids)
Source: RefSeq, a predicted model, not a curated record
AUGUCUUCGACUACCUCUUCAGCCGCUGCGCAAACCUCAACUUGUAAGGGCGGCCAGAACCUAUACAACACCCCCGUGCAAAACUCUCUUUGCGCCAUGCCCUAUGGCGGCAAUCAUACCGAAAUCAUGACUAAAUGCUGUGGAACAGCCGACAUUGUCAGCUACUAUGAUAAUUGUGGCAUCUACUGUCUCGCAUCGAAUAAAAACGUCUCUCAGAUUGUCAAGUGCCUCUACGAAAACGGGGCUGCCUGGGAGGAUGUUUUCUGCAAGGGGAGCGGAACCGCCUCUGGAACUGCAACAGCUAUCCCAACUGAGGCUAGCAUAAUUGCGACUGGCGGGUCUUCCGCGACUGGCACCAAAAGCAGCACAAAGACUGCGUCUUCGACUUCGGCUGCUUCCAACGGCGCAGUACCUAGCUUUUCUCCUCAGUCUCCAUUCAGGACCGUUGGCUUCGUCAUUGGUUCCCUCCUUAUCUCCGCCACCCUUCUUGGCCCCGUUUAG